AUGGAUGGUGUUGGCGAGGCGGCGGCGGCGGCGGCGACUCCAUCAGGUGUGUCUCUCCUUCUGCUCUGUCCCCGUUGCUGUGGUGUUGUCUCCGACGUCAUGGUGGAGCAGGGAGGUUUUGUCGUUCAGGAGUACGCGCAGGCGGUUGUCUACGCAAGUGACAGCUGGAAGAUGGAGUAUCUUGUGCUGGGUCUGUGGUCGAAGGCUGACAGUUCUGGUUUCCUCCUCCGACGUCGUCGUCACGUGGGGGUGUCAGUUCUGAAGUUCGAUGGCGAGUCCGGUGACAUGUUGCUCCGGUCUGAUUCUUUCAACGGCUAUGGUUUUGCUUCUGGCAAACUACUUUGGAGGUCCGUAAAGCUGCUGAUCAGCGAUGGAGCCACGUCGAGUUUGGGUGAAGAGGUGAUAUGUCUUUUUACCCUUUGA
Messenger RNA from Aegilops tauschii subsp. strangulata, 423 nucleotides. RefSeq lists its product as uncharacterized. Lineage: Eukaryota; Viridiplantae; Streptophyta; Magnoliopsida; Poales; Poaceae. The record is from RefSeq and is a predicted model, not a curated record.